UCCACACAAGAUUGACAAUAAGUUGUCAUAAUGCGCAUGUGCAGUAGUCAGCAAAUCGUGUGGAUAUCCAUAACCCAUGACAACUAAAGGUAUCUUCUGCUUGACCAAAUUACAACUGUCUUGGCUAUGGAUCACUGGGAGGCAGCUCAAGUUUCUUCAUCCAGAGAAUGUUGGGAUAUUAUUCCAGGCAGCUGGAAAGAAGGAUACUUCUUUUGAGCUCCUAGAACUAAAUGAGAAUGAUUUGGAAGAGCAGUUUGUAAGAGGACACGGCCCUGGAGGACAAGCGACUAAUAAAACCAGUAACUGUGUAGUUCUAAAGCAUGUUCCUUCUGGAAUUGUAGUAAAGUGUCACCAAACUAGAUCUGUCGAGGUGAACAGAAAAAGAGCCCGAGAGAUACUCCAGGAAAAAAUUGAUGUUUUCUACAAAGGAGAAAACAGUGAAAUCCUUAAACAUAAAGAAGAAGCAGAGAGAAAUAAGCAAGACAAAAGAAAAAGGUCUAAAGAACUUUUAGAGAAAAAGAGACAUUUAAAAGAAAUGCAGCAAAAUGAACCAAACAAAAAAUAAAUAUAUAUAUAUAUAUAUAUAUACUCUAUUUCUGUACAUGUAUAGAGCAAUAGGUGUUUUUAUUAACAUGGCAUUGUGCAUCAUAUUCAAGCUCACGUGCCAUAUAGCAUACCAUAAUCUUAUCAGCAAUCUCAUGCUUUUAAAAACAUUUCAUAUAAGUGUAUAAGUCUUUACCACCUGGCCCAGUGGUGAGCCCAGAAUGAUCAGAAAUCAGUGAAAAUGUUGAUACUAUUGGUGGUGUAAUUUAAAACAGGCCAUAAAAACCUAACAUCAGAUGACAGUGGGUCAUUUAAAAUGAGUUGUACUACGCUUUAUAAAAAAAAUAUUAGUGGUUCUGUCUUUUCUAAUUCCCAGCAUAAAUAAUAAAAAAAUGACAAUAUGGAUGGCAGCUCAGCUCAAACUGAGAUGCUAUUUCUUGAAACACAAGGUCACAGAAUCGUGUAAUUAUUGAUGAUGGGAAUAAGUGCAAGUAAAUUUAUAUAUACAGUAUAGAGAGGGAGUUCCUGAACUACAAAAAAGUGUUUUUGUUUUCUUUGUAGUAGGGUGCAACCCUUUCAGCUAAUAGAUAUGGCAAACAUUUCCUUAUCAGCCAGUGAAUAACUCACACUUGCAUACAUUAUGUACCAUAAACUAUAAUACAUGUCAUACAAAUAUGUAGGUAGGGAUCAGCACUCCCUUACUGAAGUCUCACAUCAGUGGGUGCCAGCUUAUGGAGUUUGCCCUCUUGUUCCAGUGUACUAGUAAAGCAUAUAUUAUUUUACAAAAGUGAAAAAAACUUUUAUUGACAAGCAACGUUUCGGGGCUCCUGCCCCUUUGUCAAGCUGACCAUAAAACACUUCAUGUUUGUUUUGAUAACAAGUGUUUUAACUUAAAAAUGUUUCAUAUAUACAUGACUUUUUUUUUUAUUAUUUAUUCCCAUGAAAUAUACAAAUAAAAUAAAUCCAGCAGAGCUUUUAGUGAAAAUAAGCUUUAUUACAUCAAGUAAUAAAUACAUACAAAGAUGCAAA
Messenger RNA from Bombina bombina (fire-bellied toad), 1572 nucleotides. RefSeq names its product mitochondrial translation release factor in rescue (gene MTRFR). Gene Ontology annotation, cellular component: mitochondrion. The transcript has 3 exons. Gene Ontology annotation, biological process: translational termination. The record is from RefSeq and is a predicted model, not a curated record. Lineage: Eukaryota; Metazoa; Chordata; Amphibia; Anura; Bombinatoridae. Gene Ontology annotation, molecular function: translation release factor activity. Bases 77 to 565 code for a protein of 162 amino acids.